Acaulospora colombiana is the source of this 1042-nucleotide messenger RNA. NCBI's taxonomy places the organism in Eukaryota, Fungi, Glomeromycota, Glomeromycetes, Diversisporales, Acaulosporaceae. The record is from the annotation of a GenBank genome assembly.
AUGAUCAACUCGCUGUUUCUCUCAACUGCUCUGGCUUCGUUGGCCGCGCUCGCAAGGGCGGCAGAUGACCCUACCGUCUGGACUGCGGACUCUCGCCUCCACCGGUCACUAUGGGGCAUGGCUUACACUGGAGAUACUGUUGAAGAAGUUAUUAAGGAUGUGCAGCUGAUGAGCCAACCUUGUGCAAGAAGCAAUCAAACAAACAAAGACGUGAGUAAUCCGUUCCCACCGAUUCAAAGAUUGUAUUCGGGUGGUUUUUUUCUAAAAUUGGUCUCAAAAAGGAACCUGCACGUAUUUGCCGGCAUUUAUAUUGACGGAAACGAGACGACAUAUGAGCGCCAGCGUGAUCAGGCCUUCGAUGUUUUGGACAAGUAUGGGGUAGACAAUAUUCUGGGUAUUACUGUCGGCAACGAAUACCUCCUUCAGACAUCCAGCGGCGGGGGCUCCGUCACCACCGCGGAAACAUAUCUCAUCUCCAAGAUCAAUGAAGUCCGUACCAUGUUGCAAGCCAAGAACUAUGCCAAAACUAUCCCCGUUGGAAGCGCCGAUGCUGGCAGUCAAAUCACCCCAGAGCUGGCCGCGGCUGCAGACUAUAUCAUGGCAAAUACUCACCCCUUCUUCUCUGGCAUCAAUAUUGAAGGCGCUGCUGACUGGACCGCCCAGUACCUCAUUGACGAGGAGCCCCGUUAUGCGACAGCAGCCGGAAAGACAUUGUACUCUGCAGAAAUCGGAUGGCCAACUGACGCCAUGGCGGGUGGUUCCCUGACCCUGAACGGCAGCGCGGCUUCGAUCCCAGACGCUCAAGUCCUCUUGGACACCUUUGUCUGCGCAGCCAACACCAAUAUCACGGCCGGCGGUGCCUAUGCCAAUGGCUAUUUCUGGUUUGAACUCUUCGAUCAAAAGUGGAAGGAACAAUAUGGAGGUGCUGAGCCUUUCUGGGGUCUCUUUGACCAGCAACGCAACCUCAAGAACUUGAACAUCCCAACCUGCCUCGCUGCCGCUGAAGCUCCAGUUGGCACCAUGGGCAACAACGACGGCAGCG